This is a messenger RNA of Gossypium raimondii (Peruvian cotton), 1402 nucleotides long. RefSeq names its product putative expansin-A17. The record is from RefSeq and is a predicted model, not a curated record. NCBI's taxonomy places the organism in Eukaryota, Viridiplantae, Streptophyta, Magnoliopsida, Malvales, Malvaceae. The transcript has 3 exons. Gene Ontology annotation, biological process: plant-type cell wall organization. Gene Ontology annotation, cellular component: extracellular region. The coding region runs from base 471 to 1247 and encodes 258 amino acids.
UUUAGAAGUUCCAAGAUGAUUCCUUUUUCUUUUUGGUUAUUUUGUAACAAUGCAAUAUUAAUGAUUAAAUACUUCUACUUUUGAUAAAACGAAAAUUCGAUGAUGCAUUUAGCUUGACAGUAUUAUAUUUCACCUUCACCCCAAGAUUGCAUAGAUUGGAAACUCAAGUGCAGCAUCAAGGUUCUUAACUACUGUCACAUGGGUUUGAAUAUAAAAUGAGAUUUUCCGUAUGACAUCAUGAUUUACGGUUAUUUCUAACAUAUAUGGAUCAUCAUAGAGCAAUGAUAUCUUAAUGUUAAAAAAUUCCAUCAACAAUCUUUUCUAUCAACUAACUAGUGGUCCAGCAGUGAUUAUAAAUAUAUAGGAUUCUCCCUUUGCUGCAUCAAACUCAUUCUUAGCUCUACGCGCAUUACCAUUGAAAAGAAACAAUCCUUUUGUUUUUAGAGGAAAGGGAGAAAAGAAAUAGAAUAAUGGAGAGUUCCUAUCAAUUCACUACUGCGAUACUCCUUGUGGGUUUAUAUUUUUCCACUAGAUUUAACAUAGCAGAAACUGCACCAGUUUGGUUCCCAGCCCAUGCAACAUUCUAUGGUGGGGUUGAUGCUUCUGGUACAAUGGGAGGAGCUUGUGGUUAUGGCAAUCUCUUUACAGAUGGUUAUGGAACAAGCUCAGCUGCAGUUAGCACAGUUUUGUUUAAUGGUGGAAAGUCAUGUGGAGGCUGCUAUCGAAUAGUUUGUGAUGCCAAAAAUGCACCCCAAUGGUGUGUCAAGGGUAAAUCUAUUACCAUCACCGCCACCAACUUCUGUCCUCCCAACUAUGCACUCCCAAGUGACACUGGUGGUUGGUGUAAUCCUCCCCGACCACACUUCGACAUGUCUCAACCUGCGUUUGAGACCAUAGCCAAAUACAAAGCUGGAAUUGUACCAAUCCUCUACAGGAAGGUUACAUGCAGGAGAAGUGGGGGCAUUAGAUUCACCAUCAACGGAAGGAACUAUUUUCAGCUAGUUCUGAUAUCAAACGUUGGGGGUGCUGGAGAGAUUAACAAGGUAUGGGUAAAGGGAUCCAGAAGCAAUAAAUGGGAAGCAAUGUCGAGAAAUUGGGGUGCCAAAUGGCAGAGCUUAAGCUAUCUAAGCGGCCAGAGCUUAUCCUUCAAGAUCCAAGCCGGCAACGGAAGGACUAAAGCCGCUCUUAAUGUGGUACCUUCCGGUUGGCAAUUUGGUCAGUCCUUCAAAAGCAACGUGCAGUUUUAGAUCUUUGUUUUAUUUACACCUUUCAUGCAUUUGUUUUGCAUUUCAUUUUUGCCAUACUGUUUUCUCCCAAGAUGUAAUAUAGAAAGUAUUAAGCACUUAGGUUUGAGGUUUGCAAUGAAGCCCAGCAACCAAGUUUGUUGAGUAUUUAAGCCCAA